CUUACCCAAUAAGUCACACUCCUCACUCAAAAAGUUGUCACAAUUUUGAGACACCAAAUGUCAUCUUUUCCCCUUUGCUAAAAAAAUAACCACAAAACCGACUCUGCCAUGCUCAACUCAACAAACCGCUUCUUAAUUCUUCCUUUGUUCUUGUUCCUCGUUUCCAUUCCUUUGUUUCAACAAAAAUGUUUAGCCUCAGGGUCCCCCGUUCGUGAAAGGAACUUCAGUAGACCCGAUCCUUUGCGACAUUUCAAAGACUACAAUGGAGAUUUUGAUGUUCGAAACAAGCAUUAUGUGGCUUCUGCGGCAUUUACAGGAGUCCAUGGAUACGGAUUUGCAUUAGUUUGGUUGCUAUGUGGGCUGGCCUUGACCAUUUUCAUCAUCGUGAAAUAUCUAUGCAGUGGCUCUGCUUCACUACUUUGUUUGGACAAUUACUACCUCCACAUUUUCUUCCUACUUCUCUUCUUCACUUCUCUCGCCAUAAUUGCUUCCAGUUUUGUCCUGGCCACUAGUCAGAAGACCCUGCGAAGGACAGAAAAAUUGAAAGAAUCUGUGGUGGGUAUAGGAGAAGAUGCACUUAGGACUAUAGGCAGAGUCAUGAAAACAACGAACCAAAUGCAGAUUUUAUUGCUUCCGUAUAAUCCACAGAUAUGUGCGAGUUUGAAUUCCAGCACUCAAGACCUUAGAAGCAACUCGCGUGUGAUACGCCGUUUUAUUGACAGAAGUGGACAAUCAUUCGACGAGGCCACUCAUACUUCGUAUGUAGCACAUUUUGUUGUUCUAACAGUCAACUUAGUGACACUGGUUGCAGCACUAGUUCUAAUGCUAUUGCAUUGGCGUCCUGGAUUUAUAAUCAUAAUUUUUUGCUUUUGGAUCUUAACAAGCCUGUGCUGGUUCUUGACUGGUUUUGAUUUUUUCCUUCACACCUUUGCAGAAGAUGCAUGCUUUGCUUUUGAAGACUUCCUGGAAAAUCCACAAAACAGUAGCCUGGGUUCGAUGUUGCCCUGCAUUAAUGAAUCUUUCUCUGGGAAAUUGAUAGCUCAAAUCGGCUACACCAUCCACAGUUUCAUAGUUGAGUUAAAUUCUAAUAUGUCGGUGAUUUAUCGGCUCCUUGGAGUGAGUGAAGAAAAUGAAGAACUAAUGGGAGUCAUAAAAAUUUGUGACCCUUUCUCUGGAUCCUCAAACUUGAGCUACGUUCCACAUAAUUGCCCUCAGGAUGCUAUUCGGAUUGGUGAUUUAUCAAAAAUUUUUGCGAAGUUCACGUGUCAUGAAGAGGGCACAAGAGAAGAAUGCAGAAAAGAGGGGAGAUUUCUUCCAGAAGCCUCAUACAACAUGGCCCAUGCUUAUAGUAGAUCCAUCCAGGAUUUGCUGGAUAUAUAUCCAGACUUGCAAAGAUUGUCCAAAUGCACCGUUGUGAAGAACAAAGUUGCUGAAAUUGUGUUGCACCAAUGCAGGCCAAUAAGAAUUUCAACUACAUUGUUAUGGUCAUCUAUGUUGUCUCUCUCCAUUAUUAUGGUAGUCUUGGUACUCACCUGGGUGGCACAGGCUCUUCAAUGCUCGAGAAAACCCCUUUCUAUUUGUUCUAGGACCCUCAGAUAUAGAUAGGAAAUUUUACUUAUUUUCAAACUUAAAAGGUAGGU
Glycine soja is the source of this 1640-nucleotide messenger RNA. RefSeq lists its product as uncharacterized. NCBI's taxonomy places the organism in Eukaryota, Viridiplantae, Streptophyta, Magnoliopsida, Fabales, Fabaceae. The record is from RefSeq and is a predicted model, not a curated record. The transcript is spliced from 9 exons. Gene Ontology annotation, cellular component: membrane. Bases 109 to 1605 code for a protein of 498 amino acids.